Molecule: messenger RNA, 2109 nt
Organism: Daucus carota subsp. sativus
Lineage: Eukaryota; Viridiplantae; Streptophyta; Magnoliopsida; Apiales; Apiaceae
Product: SNF1-related protein kinase catalytic subunit alpha KIN10
Exons: 11
Coding region: 149-1663 (504 amino acids)
Biological process (GO): intracellular signal transduction; protein phosphorylation
Cellular component (GO): cytoplasm
Molecular function (GO): ATP binding; protein serine/threonine kinase activity
Source: RefSeq, a predicted model, not a curated record
UUUGACAAGCACAAAAAGUAUAAAGUGUUGAUUUGGGGGAAAAGGUGUGGGAGCAAAAGCCCCAUCCCACUAUUCAUUUUUGUCGUCCUCAGCUUUUUUUUUCAUUCUGCAAUUCCCCCCUUCACUUGACCUAAUUCAGGCCAAGAGGAUGGAUGGCUCAGCUGGACAGGGUGGUAGUAGUGUGGAUAUGUUCUUAAGGAAUUACAAACUUGGGAAAACUCUUGGGAUUGGUUCAUUUGGAAAGGUUAAAAUUGCAGAGCAUGCAUUGACAGGGCACAAAGUUGCUAUCAAGAUCCUUAACCGCCGGAAGAUUAAGAACAUGGAGAUGGAAGAAAAGGUUAGAAGAGAAAUUAAAAUUCUAAGGUUGUUUAUGCAUCCCCACAUUAUCCGCCUUUAUGAAGUUAUAGAGACACCAUCAGAUAUAUAUGUUGUAAUGGAAUAUGUGAAGUCUGGUGAACUUUUUGACUACAUUGUGGAAAAGGGUAGACUGCAGGAGGACGAAGCUCGCAAUUUUUUCCAGCAGAUAAUAUCUGGUGUGGAGUACUGCCACAGAAAUAUGGUUGUCCACAGAGAUCUUAAGCCUGAGAACCUUCUUCUGGAUUCAAAAUGUAAUGUCAAGAUUGCUGAUUUUGGAUUGAGCAAUAUUAUGCGUGAUGGCCAUUUUUUGAAGACAAGUUGUGGAAGUCCAAAUUAUGCUGCUCCUGAGGUUAUAUCUGGAAAACUGUAUGCUGGACCGGAGGUUGAUGUAUGGAGUUGUGGUGUUAUCUUGUAUGCUCUAUUAUGUGGCACCCUACCUUUUGACGAUGAAAAUAUUCCUAAUCUCUUUAAGAAAAUUAAGGGUGGAAUAUAUACCCUUCCCAGCCAUUUAUCUCCUGGUGCAAGGGAUUUGAUUCCAAGGAUGCUGGUGGUAGAUCCUAUGAAGCGUAUGACAAUUCCUGAUAUACGGACUCACCCAUGGUUUCAAGCUCAUCUUCCACGCUACCUAGCUGUGCCACCACCAGAUACACUGAAGCAAGCCAAAAAGAUUGAUGAAGAGAUUCUUCUGGAGGUUUUGAAAAUGGGAUUUGACAGAAGCAGCCUUGUUGAGUCUCUUCGUAAUCGCAUUCAAAAUGAGGGUACCGUUGCGUACUAUUUGCUAUUAGACAAUCGGUUCCGUCCCUCCAGUGGCUAUCUUGGAGCUGAAUUCCAGGAGUCCACGAGUGAGACAUCACCAACUUUAGGGCAAAGAAUGCCUGGAUAUAUGGAUUACCAAGGAACAGGUGCGAGACCACAGGUUCUUGUUGACAGAAAAUGGGCUCUCGGACUCCAGUCCCGAGCUCAUCCACGUGAGAUAAUGACGGAGGUUUUGAAAGCUCUCCAAGAGUUAAAUGUAAGCUGGAAAAAAAUUGGACACUACAAUAUGAAAUGUAGGUGGAUUCCUGGCAUUGCGCCUCACGAAGGGAUGGUAAACAACUCUAUGCACAGUAAUCAUUACUUUGGGGAUGACUCCACUAUCAUUGAGAGUGAUAGUGCUGCAAGGUUGCUCAAUGUGGUCAAAUUUGAAGUGCAGCUUUAUAAAACCCGCGAGGACAAGUAUCUGCUUGACCUGCAAAGGGUCCAGGGACCACAAUUUCUCUUCCUGGAUCUUUGUGCUGCUUUUCUUGCUCAACUUCGAGUUCUCUAAACCAUUAGUCUGAUGUAAAGGCCAGCUUACACAGCAAAUUGUGAGUGACAUUUGCGAAGAAAAGCUUGAGCUGUAUGUAACUAGUUUCCCACUCAGGUCGUGUCCUACGUGUUGCUAUUGUUUUCUUUAGGUAUUAUGUUGUAGGCGGCUGUGUAUGCCAUUCCAACUGGGGUCACUUUUAACCACAUGCCAGGAGUUUGAGCGUUGGUGCAGCCACCUACUCAAUUUGCAAUGGAAUCUUAUCAAUACUAAAGAUUUUGUAAACCAUAUUAUUUGGAAGUUAUUGAUAUAGUAGUCUCCAUUGCUGAGAAUGAUCAAGGAGUAGGAAAUUUGUUAUAAAAAGCAAGUUGAUGAAUAUGACCAAUGGUCUGAACUUUUGGGGGCAACCUGUGAAAUAUGUAACUGAACUUUACAAGGUUUCAUAUAAUUAUGUAUUCUAUUGUUCA